AGGAGGGAAAAGGGAACAGAUUAAAAAAAAAAAAAAACUGACUCCUGUGAACUUUCUGGGAAGUUUUUUUUUAAUGCUAUUUAUGAACUUUUUAACCAAAGUAAACUUUUAAUACUUGGAACACAACACGUGACAAGAUGAAGAGCCUGAAGUAUCGAUUGAAAAAGCACGAAGUGACCAUCACAAACACAGACUGGAACAAGUAUGAUGAUCGGCUGAUGAAGGCCGUGGAACGGAGCGAGGUGGACAAGGUGGCCGCCGUUCUCAGCAAGAAGGGCAUCAUCCCCACCAAGCUGGACGUGGAAGGACGCUCAGCGUUUCAUUUGGCUGCAACGCGAGGACACCUGGACUGUCUCAAUCUCAUCCUGGGACACAGUGUUGAUGUCACUGCGACUGAUGCCACUGGCAAAAAUGCUCUUCAUCAGGCUUCAAGAAACGGACAUUCUCUGUGUGUGCAGAAACUCUUGCAGCACAACAGUCCAGUUGGAAAUGUGGACCUACAAGGAAGAACAGCUCUACAUGAUGCUGUCAUGGCCGGCUGCUCCUCCAGCGUGAAACUUCUCUGUGACAGCGGGGCUUCUGUGAAUACCACUGAUUUCGAUGGCAGGACACCUCUGGUGCUGGCAACCCAGAUGUGUCAUCCACGCAUCUGUCAGCUGCUGCUGGAGCGAGGGGCUGACAUCACCAGCCGGGACAAACAAAAAAAGACGGCGCUGAUUCUGGGCUGCGAGUACGGCUGUAAGGAUGCAGUGGAGGUGUUGCUGAAGAACGGCACCGACGUGAAGGCAGUGGACGGCUCGGGUCACGAUGCGUUUCACUACGCUCGCCUCAGCAAGAACCUGGAGCUCGUUCAGAUGGUCAAAAGUUACCUCGACAAAGCCACCAGAGAUAAAGAGACUGCGAAGAUGGAGCAGUUGAAGCGACAGCAUUCAGUGGAGAGAUCAGAGGCAGCUGAGGUUAGCAGAAGGGAUCAGAUCAUACAUGAAUUGGAGAGGCAGAACGAGACCCUUCAGGAAAGUGUUAGGAAAUACCACCAGGAUCAGAGAGCCUUGUUAGAUAAAGUCAACGUGCUACAGCAACAGCUCACACAGGAAAAGAGCACUGUGGAAGACGCUCAAAAAGAGAAGGAGCAGUUGAAGAUGUUACUCGGUUCCAAAGAGAGUCAGGAUGGAGCUCGAGGCCAAGAGACUGUCAAGGUUCAGCUCCGGAGCACUUUGGGGGACUACUCUGGACAGUCUGUUAUCAAAGGUAAAGAAAACAUUUUGGUCAAACAAGCUCACAGUCUGGACUCUGAUCAGAUGCUCCAGAAUCAUGGCAUGUCGCGCUCGCUGUCCAGACCUCAAGAGAAGAGUCAGCCCACUGCAGGCUGGGACGUCUCUAGAGAACUGGAUGCCCUCAAACGUGAACUUGAGGCGGUCAAGAGAAAACAACAGGCAGCGGAUGAAGAGACGGCGCGGGUUCAGACGGCCCUGAACCGUAAGAACCGAGAGUGCCAAGAGCUGGUUCUUAGUCGGGACUCCAUCCAGAAACAGGCCGACCAGCAGGUCCAAGAACUGGAGGACGCCUUGGGGGACGUCCAGAAGAGGAUGCUGGAUUCUGAGUGUAAGGUCAAACAGCUGCAGGCCCAUGUGGUCGCUAUGAAGGAACACUUAGGGGGCCAGGCGGCGGAAGAGCUGCGCGCUCAGCUCCAGGAUGUCAAGGCCAAGUAUGAAGGAGCUUCGGCCGAGGUGUGUCGCGUUCGUAACCGCCUCAAACACAGCGAGAAGGCCUUGGAGGAGUACAAGAGCAGCGAGAACCAGCUGGCGACGGAGGCAGAGAAGUCGAAUCAAGAGCUGAGAGAAGUGAUCGCAGACAGAGAUGAACUGGCAGAAACCCUUCUAGAAAUGGAAACCCACUUAAAGGAGACCCAGGCCAAACACGGCCACACGGUGCCAGCUGAGAAGUUUGACAACAUGAAGAACCUGCUGAGCAACGCAGUCGAUGAGAAGGAACGGCAGAUCGCUGAGCUGAGGGAGGACUACGACCGCGUGCUGGAGGAGGUGGCCGAUCUCCAUCGAAAGCUGGACAGCCCGUCAUCCCAGGGAGGAUCGGGGGCGAUUGCUGCUGAGGAGCAGCAGAGGAUACGGGCGGCACUCGAAGAGCAGAACGCCUCUUUGAAAAGGAAACUGGUGGACGUGACCACCAGAAGCCAGUCUCUGAUUCAGGAGGUCGAGGAGAGCGAGGAGGAGAGAGACAUACUACGAGAGCAGCUGGACGAGCUCAACAGCAAGAUUGAGAUGGACUACGUUCCCAUGACGGCGCACGAUGAAGCGCGGAGGAACAUGGUGACGGCGCUGGAGGAGCUGGAGGACAAACUGGUGGAGGCCAGCGAACGUUACGGCAAAGCGGAGGCGCAAGUCCAGCAGCUUCAAUCCGAGAGGCCAGCGCUGCAGGAGAACAUCAGCAGUCUCCAGAGCGCCACCGAGAGACACCAAAGUGAAAUGGAAGCUCUGAGAUCCCAGAACGCCGACCUGAUGAAGCAACUUGCACUUUUGCAGAGGAGAUGUGAAGACCGGGAUAGAGAGUGUGUGCAGCUGACCACGCAGAGCCAGACUCUGAAGCAGAGCAUGGAGGGAGAGUAUGUGCCCAGACAGCAGCACGAGCAAGUGAAGAUGGAGCUGAGUUCCACCUUAGAGAGCGUUAAAGCCGAGAGGUUGAAGUUGGAGACCAAGGGUAAAGAAAGUGGGGAAGAAUUGACGAAUGUGAAAGAAAGAAAUGAAAAGUUAAAAGAAAUGUUGGAAAAAGUCCAGUUGGAGAUGAAAAAGGACUACGUGAGCGAGAAAGACCACAAAGCUAUGACAGACAAGUUGAAUGCUGCCGUGGUCGAGGCAGAGAAUAAAGCAAACGAAGUGUCAAGGAAUUAUGUGUUGGCUCAGGAGGAAACGGUAAAGCUCACACAGGAACUGGAAGAGCAGAAGAAAGAACUCGACACCAUACAGGAGGCCAUUCAGUCCAAGUUUAUUCCACUGACGGCAGCCGAGGAGAAGGAGCACUCUCACAGUGCUCAGGUGAAGGAGCUGACGGUCAAGCUGUUGGAGAUGGAAGAGAAGUAUAAGAAAGAAAUGUCUGCAAGAGAGAGCGUCAAACAGGAGAACGAGAAACUAAGAGCUGAGAUCGAAUCCGUUCAACGGAGACUAGACUCCGCUGCAGCUUCCAGUGAAAAGCACAAGAAUGUGGAGGAGGAGUUCAAGGAUAAAUUUGAGGGAUUAACACAGAAGUUGGUCAAGUUAGAGCAGCAGCACGAGGAGGUUACGCUUCAGAAAGCCGAUCUCCAAGAGCAGAACGCCCACGGCAAGGCUCAGAUCCAGAACCUCCAGGAGCGUCUGAAAUCGGAGUUGACUCGGAUUGCGACGUACGACACGGAGCUUAAAGCGCUCAAUGACGCCAUGCGGCAAGCCCAGGCGGAUUGCAAGAAAGCAAGGGAUGCUCAGCAGGAGGAGGCCCAGAGGGUUUGCGCCUUGCAGAAAGAGGUUCAGGACCGCCGCGGGGAUCAGGCUUCUCUGCUGCAACAACAAGCCGAGGCCACGGAAGCCCUGGAGGCCGAGGUCGCUAAGUUUCGUUUGGAUCUGCGAGAGGAGGAGGAGAACAGCGCCCAGAGGGCCGAGGACGUGUCCGCCCUGCAAUCCGAGCUCCUCCAGGCCACGCAGGCUCUCGAGGAAAUUAACUACAAAGAAGACCAAAUGAACCAGCUGAAGAAGGAGAAGCAGCAGCUGGAGGAGGAGGCUGCCAACCUGAGCAACAAGCUUCGGAGCUUAGCAGAAGAGAGCACAGAGGCCCGUCGGGAGGCAACCCAAGCCAGGGAGGGCGAGAGCCGGGCGCGGGCAGAGAUGGAGGCCGUCCAGGAGAAGGGACGCUCCAUCGAGAGUGAAAUCAGGGAGCUGAAAGAGAGAUACGAUGAGUCGCUCUCCACCAUCCGUGAUCUUCAAAGGGGGAUUCAGAAAUCAGCUCAGCAGACUGAAGCCAAAGACAGAAAGAUCACAGAGUUGCUGACAGAUGUUGAGCGAUUGAAGCAGGCACUAAACGGUCUGUCCCAGCUGGCGUACACAAGCAACGCGCCCAAUAAAAGACAGACGCAGCACAUCGACACACUCCACACCGAGAUCAAGAACCUACAGCAACAGCUGGCUGAUGCUGAGAGGCAACACAGGGAGGUGGUUUCCAUUUAUCGGACUCAUCUUCUCAGUGCAGCACAGGGCCACAUGGACGAGGACGUUCAGGCCGCCUUACUGCAGAUCAUCCGCAUGAGACAGGAGUUUGUGUGUUAAAGCUCCUACGAAAACAAAACGCUGCCUGCUGACUCAAAUUCACCAUUCUCACAUCUCCUACUGCUGAGUUCACCUGCUGUGGCCCCUGUGGGUGCCCGGUGUGUGUGUGUGUGUGUGUGUGUGUGUGUGUGCGUGCGUGUGCGUGUGUGUGUGCGCAUGUGUGUAUGUGUUUGUCAUUUGGCAAUAUUGCAAAAAACAGACAAUUAUAUAUUAGUAUGGCUGCACUUUGGUUCCCAAAUAUCAAUGUUGUAGGUAAAAGUCAAUAACCGUAGAUUUAGAUACAAAUUAUCUCAACUUUCAUAGAUCUCAGCAAAUGAAAACCUUACUUAAAAAAAGCUGUCGUAUCAAUUUAUGUAUCAAACUUACCUGUGAAAUGGGGGUGUCACGAUUCUCCAAAUCAGAUUUAUUUAAAAUGUUAUAAAAAUGACUUAUUUCACCAGUAAAUAGAGAACAAACUGUUGAAACACGAUAAGAAGAGCCACUAGAUGACAGCAGGAUACUUUACAACAUCAGGGAAUCAGGAGGAUUUUACACUUCUCUUGUUUCAUCAGUCACCAUGCUGUUGCAAAAAGUGCUACUGCAGGCUACCAGUAAGCUACGCUGCGUCGUAUUUGAAGUGCGUUUUCUUUUUCUUUUUUUUAAGAAAAGUGGAAAAUGAUACUGAGAAUCGGCAAUGCUGCUUUUGAUUUCUACGGUUUGAAUCAAAAAUGAAUUUAAAUCGUGACACCCUUACUGUGAAAUAAUUUUGCCUUAUAUUUUUGCCAUUUAUGCAGGAACAUUUUCCUCUUCCUCUUACAGAACGGUAUAUGAGAAUGAGAUUCCGUACAUCACUGUGGGAUCUGUUGUGCAUGAUAAUGCAAAAUCAUUGCAUUGUUAUGCCGCUUUAACAGUUAUUGUACAUGUAUGACCUUCUCAUAGAUGACUCAUUCUUCACAUGCUCAUUAAAAUGUAAAACGGACAUGAACACAAAGACCACUUUUCACAUUCCCACCUGACAGUCAGCUCUCAUACAGUAUGUUUUCACGUUGGACAGCGGUGUUUGCUAGAAUUUGAGGGAAACGUUCACAUUUCUUUUUCAAGUGGACCUUAAAGGCAGAAUACAUAGGGUUUUCCUUAAAAUAUAUAGAUAUUGUCUGAACACUGAAAUAGGUUUUAUUUGCUGUAAGCAUUCCUCCUGUUCAUACUGGAUACUAAAAUACCCCUUUAAAACUUGUGUACAUGCCCUUUAAAUCAAUACAGCAUGUGUAUAUAAGGAGUUCUUUGUCGCUGUAAUCUGGCUGGCAGUGAAAAGAUCUCUUCGUAACAAACGCUAUACAAAUAAUAUGUAUUAUUAUUAACACGAUAAAAUUGUAACAGAUUGUGGCGCUGUGCAAAAGCAAAUUCAAAAGUUUAAGCUUUGCAAAUGAGGCUUCACCAGUAUGAAGCAGUCAUAACAAUUAUGCAGCUGUCUUUUCUUAGUUUAAAAUCCCCUGUUUGUCAAGACAUUGCUAAAGAAAAAGGACAUUUUGCAAUAAAAUGUCUUAAAUUUUGGAAGUUACCCACAUGAUUUGACUGACUGUCUCACAGAAAGAGGACUGUGGACAUCUCUUACUUUAGAACAGUUUUAUAAAGGAACCCCUCACAUGCAGUAUGGACAGAAGGAUUGAUUACAGCAUCCCAUAUUUAAUGUUGUCAUAAUUGUUUUAAGACAGACUUAAAAGAAUGUGAACCUAUCAUUUAACUUUGUUAAUGUCAGCUACUUACUGGAGACAUUUGAGUCUCUCUUUACUCAUUUUGUGGCUCAGUUAUUGUCUCCUGGAGGUCCAAACCAGCACCCACGUUUUCAGAAUAAUCCAAAGACCUGUAGAGGAUAAAAAAAACAAAACUCCAAAUCUAAAAGUACUCGUAAUUUCUGCACCGUGGCAGAUAGUAAUAUAAUGACAUAUUUGGGAGUCAUGUCACUCUCACAGCCUAAUUGAGUCCUGACAUGGUUUGUGCUGGAUUUGAGUCAUGGAGGGAGAGGAGAUCUCUUGCUGUGUCCCACAGUUUGCAGUGGCAAGUCGUCCUUUUUCUUUUUUGUUGUUGAAACCAGAGUGUCCUCUAGUGGAGAGACUUGGCAGGCCAAGUUGGUAGAAGUUGUAAUAAUGAGUGUGGCCCAGGGGUAAGCAGCUGCUGUUAUUUAGAAGCUGUAAUAUCUGUAAAAUGUGUUAAAUCUCACGGAUAGCUGAGAGAAUAUAAAAUGUGAAUGUAACACUAAAUUGACCGAGCGUUAUCUACUUGUAUCUGUUGCUUAGCAUUAUAACAUUUAAACCAAACCCCCUGUUUAAAGACAGUUAAUGUCCCAGCUGAAGCUUGACUUUAUACAAAACCUGAUUUCUGCAGAAGUGAAUACUUUCUAGAGCAAAAAAGGCUGCGUACCCCUGAGCCCGCUCUUUGUGACUCUUGAUGGUGUCGUGUCGUGGUGUUGUGAUUGUUGAGCGAGUCUCUUAUGCCUUUACACUGAUAUAUUUUUCAUAGCUUUGUACUACUUUGAUUACUGUACCUACAGUGUGACAAUUCUGAUAUUCAGCAGGUCUGGAAGUAGAGCGGCACAAAACAGGUUCAGGGUAACGUUUAACUGUAGUGUGACCCGAAUAGAGCAGAAACAUUUAUUUAUGUGCAUAAACAAAACUCUUUACGGUUAUUUCUUUUGAAGCACUCCUGUCUUUACCUUCCACCUUUACACGGUUAAAAUACUCGCUCUCCGUUUUUGUAUUUUGGCCAAAAAACUCGCAUCGACAGAUAGUUUAAUAAAUGCCUCUUGCAUUUUGUAAUGCAGGUGUUAUGAAUAAUUACUUUCUGUCUUCCAUGUACUGUUUAACAUAGAAUGUAAGUUGAAUCUAAGUCGAUCUCUAAACAACUUCACUGUGUACCGGUCUGUUUAAACCGGUUGACGUCUUUGACAAUAAUCUUUGUGUUUGUGAAUCAGUAAUACAAAAUCAAUAAAAGUGCCUAACAUAGA
Molecule: messenger RNA, 7284 nt
Organism: Anoplopoma fimbria (sablefish)
Lineage: Eukaryota; Metazoa; Chordata; Actinopteri; Perciformes; Anoplopomatidae
Gene: uacab
Product: uveal autoantigen with coiled-coil domains and ankyrin repeats b
Exons: 19
Coding region: 138-4304 (1388 amino acids)
Molecular function (GO): actin binding
Source: RefSeq, a predicted model, not a curated record